GCUUUUCCGAUUCCUCGUUACUAGCUUAUGACAGUCGAGGCGACUUCUUUGUAUUUAACGAGAAGGCUGCAGCAGCUCUCUCCGCUGCUUGGCCGCUGGCUAAGCCGGGCUGCUGAGCGGAUCCGUUUCCCGGCUCUCUCCAGAGUGUCGAUCAAUGCGCUGUCAAUCAGAGCGGCGGCUUCGCUUUCAUCUUCUCCCUUCCCGCCCCCGCCUGGUCCACAGAGAGAAGGCGGGGGCGGGGGGCGGAGUGGGUGGAGGGGAUGUUAAAGUUACAUUACAGACACUGGCUCCCACUUCGCUCCGGUCCGUCCCUCUCCACUUUCUGCCCCGAAAGACAGAGCGAGAGACGCCCAGGCCACGAGACCGCGUCUUCCAGGCUCCACGCAGCGUCUCGCCACCUUCCCCUCGGCCAGCCCGGGAGAGGAGGGAGAAGGUGCCCUGGGAGCGCGCGCGUGGAUUGCUGGUGGCGCCCCUCAAGCCUGGCAGCAGCUGCACCUGGAGAGGCGAAGGGGGCCGCCGCUGCUGGGCGUCUCUCCUCCAUGGGGUGCUCCAUCCCCGGCCUGCAGCAGGCGGCUCGCGGAGACUGGGCUGGCACCCUUUAGGGGUUGUGAAUGCAGAGGAGCCUUGGGCCGCUGGGACUCCUCGGACGAGAACUUUUCCCUUCUCGCGCCGCCUGCGCGCCUGGGGGGGGUUGGUCGCUUUUCUUCGGGGGGCUCAGGCAGCCCGGGCGAGCCGGGCACGGCGAAGGGGAGCGAGAGAGCGGCGCUCCGAGGGCAGCUCAGGCGAGAGAGGACAAAAGCAAAGAGUCUCGUAUUCUUCCCCGGGCGGAGCAGGACUUAAAGCGCAAUUAUGCCUCAGCUGCCGGGAGCCGGAGGCGGCGGCGGGGGGGAUCCGGAGCUGUGCGCCACAGAUGAAAUGAUCCCUUUCAAAGACGAAGGCGAUCCCCAGAAGGAGAAAAUCUUCGCGGAGAUCAGCCACCCGGAGGAAGAAGGAGACUUGGCCGACAUCAAGUCCUCUCUCGUUAACGAGUCAGAGAUCGCUCCCAACAGCAACGGGCAUGAGGUUUCCAGGCAAGCCCAAGCUCAGGAAUCCUAUCAUGACAAAGGCAGAGAACAUUCUGAAGAAGGUGAGAUGAAACAUCCAGAUGGUGGUUUAUAGCAAGGCCCAUCAUACUCUGGUUAUUCUGGGUAUAUCAUGAUGCCAAAUAUGAACAAUGACCCUUACAUGUCUAACGGAUCUCUGUCUCCACCCAUCCCUAGAACAUCAAAUAAGGUGCCAGUGGUGCAGCCUUCACAUGCGGUUCACCCUCUCACCCCACUUAUCACUUACAGCGAUGAGCACUUUUCUCCAGGGUCACACCCUUCACACAUCCCCUCAGAUGCCAACUCAAAACAAGGCAUGUCCAGACACCCUCCAGCUCCUGAUAUCCCUACCUUCUAUCCCUUGUCUCCUGGUGGCGUAGGACAGAUAACGCCACCUCUUGGCUGGCAAGGUCAGCCUGUAUAUCCCAUCUCGAGUGGAUUCAGGCAGCCCUACCCAUCCUCACUCUCAGUCGACCCUUCCAUGUCCAGGUUUUCACAUCAUAUGAUUCCUGGUCCUGCAGGCCCUCACGCAACUGGAAUUCCUCACCCAGCUAUUGUAACACCUCAAGUCAAACAAGAACAUCCACACACUGACAGCGACUUAAUGCAUGUGAAGCCUCCGCAUGAACAGAGAAAAGAGCAAGAGCGAAAGACCUCACAUUAAAAAACCUCUGAAUGCUUUAUGUUAUACAUGAAAGAAAUGAGAGCAACGUCGUAGCAGAGUGUACUCUGAAAGAUGAGCGCAGCUAUCAACCAGAUUCUUGGCAGAAGGUGGCAUGCUCUCUCCCGUGAAGAACAAGCUAAAUAUUAUGAACUAGCUCGGAAAGAAAGGCAGCUACACAUGCAGCUUUACCCAGGCUGGUCUGCAAGAGAUAACUAUGGGAAGAAAAAGAAGAGGAAGAGAGAGAAGCUACAGGAGUCAACGGCAGGUACAGGCCCCAGAAUGACAGCUGCCUACAUCUGAAGCAUGGUGGGAAAAGAAAUGCUUUCUCAACAUGCAAAACAAAGGCAGCACCACCAGGACCCCUUCUGGAAAUGGAAGCUUGUUAAAACCCCAGGUGUCCUUCAUCUGCACAGACCACUCCCAGGGUCUUUCUAGGAGGUCGAAUUCACCAUGAUGUCACUGCUAAAGACACUGAACCAUAAAGACAAUCACUGUCAAAACUCUUCACUACCACAGGACCCCAACCCUGAUUAUAAAAAGGAGCAAAUGAGCAUUUCAGAACUCCCAGGUCAGCAGAACAUCUUCACCUUGCACUCCUAAGUCUCUCUCUCCUGUCUCCAUAUUGAAUCGGCAACAGCUAGGUCAGCUGUCUCUGCCUGCUUCAGCCAACUGAAUAACGUAGACUAAUAGCUACUCAUAUAGCACAUGGAAGAAUGGAAUUCAUUUGGUUGAGGAAGACGCUCAAACAUUUUUAUUUAAUGGUGCAAAAGGAUCAAUUGUUUUUAGCUUUAAGAAACUUGAAUGCUUUUAUAUUUUAACUUUUAGUUUCUAACGUCAUUGGUGUAUAUUUUACUAGUUGUGAGCUUUGAAAUAAGCUUCAAGUAUCUGAUUUUUUUUAUCUUUUUUUCUGCUGGAGGAGAAAAAACCUGUUUGGAAAGUGUGGCUUUUUGUUAAACUAUUUGUAACAAAUAGUGGCCUCUCAGUCUAUGUAAUAGAUUGUCCUAGAGAACUAAAUGUAACACCACAAUCAGCUGGUCAGUAGACAUGUCACUCCUGUUUCAUUUACACUUUGUAAAUUCAACUGCAGUGAGUUCUUCUCACCCCUUUCCUUUCUCCUUGUAAAAACAAAACAAGCCCAGCACUUGAAUUUACUUCACUUGUUGUGUAUUUGUAUCUGUUUGUUAGCCUGUUAGUGGGAUUUUAUGCCAGUUACUGAAAUGAGCAUCGAUGUACCCAUUUUUUAACAGUAAGGCACAGCCUUUGCCAAAAAUACUGUCAACUGAAUUUUGUUGUCAUUCCAGUUUGAGUUAAUGUG
Messenger RNA from Gopherus evgoodei (Goodes thornscrub tortoise), 3061 nucleotides. It is a transcript of the gene LEF1, whose product is annotated as lymphoid enhancer binding factor 1. Gene Ontology annotation, biological process: canonical Wnt signaling pathway; regulation of transcription by RNA polymerase II. Gene Ontology annotation, cellular component: beta-catenin-TCF complex. Lineage: Eukaryota; Metazoa; Chordata; Testudines; Testudinidae. Gene Ontology annotation, molecular function: RNA polymerase II cis-regulatory region sequence-specific DNA binding; DNA-binding transcription factor activity, RNA polymerase II-specific. The record is from RefSeq and is a predicted model, not a curated record.